Messenger RNA from Acaulospora morrowiae, 593 nucleotides. The record is from the annotation of a GenBank genome assembly. Lineage: Eukaryota; Fungi; Glomeromycota; Glomeromycetes; Diversisporales; Acaulosporaceae.
GCGAUAAUGGUUGUGGCAAACUGGUUUCAGAAGGAUCCAUAGCACCGUUACCACCCAUGGUGGAUGAUACCUAUAUUAAACCUCCUCCCGGUAUUGAUCCGAAGGUAACAAUAUUUAUUGGAAUUCUGACCGUGUACGAAAAGAUCGAGAUAAGGAAUUACCUGCGUGAUAUGUAUAAGCACAAUAACGCAGCACUGGCACGAUAUCUUGGAGUUCAGGAAUCUCCUGUAACGAUUAAGUUUUUUUUGGGACUUCCAAAGGACGGAAAAGUAGAUAAGAUAAACAAAGAAUCAGAAAAGUACGGAGAUAUGGUUGUGUUGAAUAUCACGGAAAAUAAGGAAGAGGGAAAGACACUCAAGUUUUUUGAUUGGUUCGCUGAGAACGCAAGUAUUCUUAGAAAUGACAAUUAUAUGUUGAAAGCGGACGAUGAUAGUUUUAUCCACCUUAUUCAUUACUACCGCGAUAUUCAAGAUUUGCCGAGAGAACGAGCAUACUAUGGUCUAUUACUUAAUUAUACUUUGAUCAACGAAGGAACCAACGUCUACAUGUGGGGUAUGGGAUACACGAUUUCCCGCGACCUCGUCAUGGACAUC